AUGAAGGAAAGGGGGCGGGGCUUCCAGGGGCAACUCCCCCAACCUCCAGCAACUCCCCCAACCUCCAGCAACUCCCCCUACCUCCAGCAACUCCCCCUACCUCCAGCAACUCCCCCUACCUCCAGCAACUCCCCUUACCUCCCCCGACAUUCAGCAACUCCCCAACCUCCCCCGACCUCCAGCAACUCCCCAACCUCCAGCAACUUCCCUUACCUUCUCCUACCUUCAGAAACUCGCCUAACUCCCCCUACCUCCAGCAACUCCCCUAACUCUCCCUACCUCCAGAAACUCCCCUACCUCCAGCAACUCCCCUUACCUCCUCCUACCUCCAGCAACUCCCCCUACCUCCAGCAACCUCCAGCAACUCCCCUAACUCCCCCUACCUCCAGCAACUCCCCUAACUCCAGCAACUCCCCUUACCUCCUCCUACCUCCAGCAACUCCCCCUACCUCCAGCAACCUCCACAACUCCCCUUACCUCCUCCUACCUCCAGCAACUCCCCCUACCUCCAGCAACUCCCCCUACCUCCAGCAACCUCCAGCAACUCCCCUAACUCCCCCUACCUCCAGCAACUCCCCCAACCUCCAGCAACUCCCCUACCUCCAGCAACUCCCCCUACCUCCAGCAACUCCCCUUACCUCCCCCGACCUUCAGCAACUCCCCAACCUCCAGCAACUCCCCCAACCUCCAGCAACUCCCCCAACCUCCAGCAACUCCCCUACCUCCAGCAACUCCCCUACCUCCAGCAACUCCCCUUACCUCCCCCGACCUUCAGCAACUCCCCCUACCUCCAGCAACUCCCCCUACCUCCAGCAACUCCCCAACCUCCAGCAACUUCCCUUACCUUCUCCUACCUUCAGAAACUCGCCUAACUCCCCCUACCUCCAGCAACUCCCCUUACCUCCUCCUACCUCCAGCAACUCCCCCUACCUCCAGCAACCUCCAGCAACUCCCCUAACUCCCCCUACCUCCAGCAACUCCCCUAACUCCAGCAACUCCCCUACCUCCCGCUACCUCCACAACUCCCCUAACUCUCCCUACCUCCAGCAACUCCCCUUACCUCCUCCUACCUCCAGCAACUCCCCCUACCUCCAGCAACUCCCCCUACCUCCCGCUACCUCCAGCAACUCCCCUAACUCCCCCUACCUCCAGCAACUCCCCUACCUCCCACUACCUCCAGCAACUCCCCUACCUCCAGCAACCUCCAGCAACUCCCCUAACUCCAGCAACUCCCCUAACUCCCGCUACCUCCACAACUCCCCAACCUCCAGCAACUUCCCUUACCUUCUCCUACCUUCAGAAACUCGCCUAACUCCCCCUACCUCCAGCAACUCCCCUAACUCUCCCUACCUCCAGAAACUCCCCUACCUCCAGCAACUCCCCUUACCUCCUCCUACCUCCAGCAACUCCCCCUACCUCCAGCAACCUCCAGCAACUCCCCUAACUCCCCCUACCUCCAGCAACUCCCCUAACUCCAGCAACUCCCCUACCUCCCGCUACCUCCACAACUCCCCUAACUCCAGCAACUCCCCUAACUCCCACUACCUCCAGCAACUCCCCUACCUCCAGCAACUCCCCUACCUCCCGCAACUCCCUUACCUCCCGCUACCUCCAGCAACUCCCCAUAACUCCCCUUACCUCCUCCUACCUCCAGCAACUCCCGUAACUCUCCCUACCUCCAGAAACUCCCCUAACGCUCCCUACCUCCAACAACUCCCCUACCUCCAUCACCUCCCCUUACCUCCUCCUACCUCCAGCAACUCCCCUUACCUCCAGCAACUCCCCUUACCUCCUCCUACCUCCAGCAACUCCCCCUACCUUCAGCAACUACCCCUAGCUCCAGCAACUCCCCCAAUUUCCAGUAACUCCCCUAACCUCCUUCUACCUCCAGCAACUCCACCCUACCUCCAGCAACUCCCCCCUACCUCCAGUAAAUUCUGUAAACAGAAUAAACCUCCAGUAAACACCUGUAAUACUUCAGUAUCCCACAACUCCUAUAACUGCAGUCACACUCAUAAUUCCUGUAACACCCCAACUCCCGUUAAUUCCAACUCCCCUGGCACCUGUAACUCCUCCGACUUCCAAAGUAAAGAAACAUAUUGAGAAAUUGGCUGUCUACAAACAUCAAUCCAUUAGCAACUUUCACCACCAUCUGUAUAUCUGUCUAUUUAUUCAUCCAUCUAUUUAUUCAUCUGUCUAUUUACUUGUCUAGACACAAUCAUACAUCUAAUACAUCAUGUUGUGCGAGUAUUGGUGUUAAGGGUCAUUCAUCUAUCUUGGUAAACCCUACAAAUGAAUAGACUAUAAACACAAAACCAAACUCAAACAAACUGAAAUCUAGUGUUGAUCAGAGCUUUAAUAAUCCUGCAUGUGUUAAACAUCAUGGUGUAUUGUGUAACCAAUUACUGUCACACACUGUGAUAGAGAUUAUAGUUAUUUAAUAUCUGAUCUAUUACAGCAGUGCUUGAAAGUUUGUGAACCCUUUAGAAUGUUCUAUAUUUCUGUAUAAAUAUGAUAUAAAACAUCAUCCGAUUUUCUCACAAGUCUUAAAAGCAGAUAAAGAGAAGCCAAAAAAAAAUAAGAAAAAUACUAUACUUGUUUACUUAUUUAUUGAGGAAAAUGAUCCAUUAUU
Messenger RNA from Ictalurus furcatus (blue catfish), 2632 nucleotides. RefSeq lists its product as uncharacterized. Bases 1 to 2103 code for a protein of 700 amino acids. The record is from RefSeq and is a predicted model, not a curated record. The transcript has 6 exons. NCBI's taxonomy places the organism in Eukaryota, Metazoa, Chordata, Actinopteri, Siluriformes, Ictaluridae.